Molecule: messenger RNA, 729 nt
Organism: Trichophyton benhamiae CBS 112371
Lineage: Eukaryota; Fungi; Ascomycota; Eurotiomycetes; Onygenales; Arthrodermataceae
Exons: 3
Coding region: 1-729 (242 amino acids)
Source: RefSeq, a predicted model, not a curated record
AUGACUAAUCAUCGGCUGACCUCGGCGUCUCAAGCAGGGAUGCACCUGGCUUGGCACCCUUGGCCCAACCUUGGCAACUUCGCUUGUGUAUUCUUGGCAAAGAGAGACGAGACGAAGGAGAAAGACAGGAAGAAGCAAAGAAAAAGGCGAAGAGAGGAAAAAGCAAAGAAAGGCCAGCGAGACAGGAGAGAGAGAAAUAGAGAGCACCGGCAGCAGCAGCAGCACCAGCAGCAGCAGCAAGAAAGCAAGCAAGAAAGCAAGCCAGCAAGCAAGCAAGCGGCAGAAGAAAAGAGGGAAAACCCAGCCAAAGCUGCCUUGCCUCGCCUUACUUAUUUAAAUGUCUUGGCCGUCCUCCGUCUCUCCCACCGUCUCGUCCUCUGUCCAUCCCUCCUGUCCAGCUCUCCUAGCACUGCUGCCACUGCCUGCCACUGCCUGCCACUGCCUGCUACUGCCUGCUACUUAUCUCUGUCUCUGUCGACUCCCUCCGCCCGCCCAGGCUUGGCCGUUCCCUCUCUCUCUCUCUCUGUCAGCGCUGUCUGUCUCGCCCUCGCCUUUCCGCGCCCCCCUUACUCUCUUAUUUUAAGGAGGCCAAGGCCCUCCCUCGCCGACUCAGCCCCUUCGUCCCGUCUCUCCUCGCGUCCUCCUCUCAUCGCUGCUCAGCUGCACCGGCGUUCUUCUUCAUCUACUUACUACUACUACUUCUUCUUCUUCUUCUUCAACUUCUCCUAA